AUGACUACUGCUGUUAGGCUUUUACCUUCACUGGGCAGAACCGCCCAUAAGAGGUCUCUCUACCUGUUCUCCGCUGCUGCUGCUGCUGCUGCUGCUGCAACUUUUGCUUACUCGCAAUCCCAAAAGAGAUCAUCGUCUUCUCCCGGGGGUGGUAGUAACCACGGAUGGAACAACUGGGGGAAGGCAGCUGCUUUGGCUUCCACUACACCGCUCGUUCAUGUCGCCUCUGUCGAAAAAGGGAGGUCAUACGAGGACUUCCAAAAGGUGUACAAUGCGAUUGCACUCAAGCUGAGGGAAGAUGACGAAUAUGACAACUAUAUAGGCUAUGGGCCCGUAUUAGUCCGUCUUGCUUGGCACACUUCAGGGACCUGGGACAAGCACGACAAUACAGGCGGGUCAUACGGUGGUACAUACAGAUUCAAAAAGGAGUUUAACGAUCCAUCCAAUGCGGGCUUGCAGAAUGGCUUCAAGUUCCUGGAGCCCAUUCACAAAGAGUUUCCCUGGAUCUCCUCGGGUGAUCUGUUCAGUCUAGGGGGUGUCACUGCCGUGCAGGAAAUGCAGGGUCCCAAGAUUCCAUGGAGAUGUGGUAGAGUCGACACGCCAGAGGAUACUACCCCUGACAACGGGAGACUGCCUGACGCUGAUAAAGACGCUGACUAUGUCAGAACAUUUUUUCAAAGACUUAAUAUGAAUGACAGAGAAGUAGUUGCUCUUAUGGGGGCUCACGCUCUGGGCAAGACCCACUUGAAGAACUCUGGAUACGAAGGGCCAUGGGGAGCCGCUAACAACGUCUUUACCAAUGAGUUUUACUUGAACUUGCUGAAUGAAGACUGGAAAUUGGAAAAGAACGACGCGAACAACGAACAGUGGGACUCUAAGAGCGGCUACAUGAUGCUGCCCACUGAUUAUUCUUUGAUUCAGGAUCCCAAGUACUUAAGCAUUGUGAAAGAAUACGCUAAUGACCAGGACAAGUUCUUCAAGGAUUUUUCCAAAGCUUUUGAAAAACUGUUGGAGAACGGUAUCACUUUCCCUAAAGACGCGCCCAGUCCAUUUAUUUUCAAGACUUUAGAGGAACAAGGUUUAUAG
Molecule: messenger RNA, 1086 nt
Organism: Saccharomyces cerevisiae S288C
Lineage: Eukaryota; Fungi; Ascomycota; Saccharomycetes; Saccharomycetales; Saccharomycetaceae
Gene: CCP1
Product: cytochrome-c peroxidase
Exons: 1
Coding region: 1-1086 (361 amino acids)
Biological process (GO): response to oxidative stress; cellular response to oxidative stress; cellular oxidant detoxification
Cellular component (GO): mitochondrial intermembrane space; mitochondrial matrix
Molecular function (GO): heme binding; peroxidase activity; cytochrome-c peroxidase activity
Source: RefSeq, marked reviewed